UUUUAUUAUUCAAGCAAGUCGUUGACUCGUGGCUCUCUACUCUCUACUUUAUUUCUCUCCAAUGAUACAUACGGCAUACCCCCAUUAUAAAUCUAAACAUCGCCUUACAUUUUCUACUAUAAGCCUAUAAUCCUCUUUACAAAUAUGAAGUAUCUUCAAGCUUUCCUUCAUUUACUCUUCUUCCUUAUAUUAACAGCAACAUCAACUGCAAUUGCGAAGUACGCCAAAUCAGGUUGCAGUGAUACGUGCGGGGACGUGAUAAUUCCAUACCCAUUUGGAAUCGGUGCGGAUUGUUCUGUCAAUAAAUGGUACAUUGUUGAUUGCAAAAACUCAACACCAUAUAUGUCUGCACUCAACAACCUUGAAGUCUUGAAGGUAGACUUGGAAGCUCAAACAGUCACCGUUAGUAUGCCAAGAAUCCCUCAUUGCCAAAACGCAGUUGGAAAUAGCGGUCAGACCACGAGGAGUUUCGAUCUUGGCAGGAGCCCCUUCGUGUUUUCCAAAGAGUACAAUAAAUUUGUAUAUGAGGGGUGUGGUGUUGCUAUUAUGACGAUGGAUAAUGGGAGUGUGGUCACAGGGUGUUCAACAGCUUGUUUGAAUGCUACACUUGGUGAUAGGAACAACUGUUUUGGAAACAGUUGUUGUCAAACUGCAAUUCCUCAUUAUCUCAAGUCUUACAGCAUUAACCUCACCGGCUUAGGAGAGCAAGAUGGAGCUUGUGGGUCUGCCUUCUUGGUGGAGGUUAAAACAUCAUAUCAUGAACCUGAUGAAGGAAGGUUAUCUGACUCAUUUAUUCUCAAGAAUACCUCUGUUAUCCCGGUAUCACUUGUGUGGACUCUCACAGACUCGGAUCAAGUAACUUGUUGUGACAACAUUCCCCCGCAAAGAUUAAAAGUGGAUAUGUUUAAUGGCACUCCAUUAGAUACAUGGGGAUGCAGCAGCUUAGGCUUAGUAUAUACACGGUCAUCAAAAAGGAACCCUUAUUUAGUAGAUGGGUGCAAGGAGGACAAUGCAAUUCCAAAAUACGCCAAGAGAGGGUGCAAGGAUAUGUGUGGGAAGGUGAGGAUUCCCUACCCUUUUGGAAUCGGUGCGAGUUGUUCCAUCAAUCCAUGGUACGUCAUUGACUGUAUCUCCUCCAAGCCACAUCUGGCUGCACUUGACCACUUGGAAGUCUUGGGCGUGAGCUUGAAAAAUCAAACAGUCACGGUUAAAACGCCCAGGAUCUCUGCUUGCCAAAAGCCAGUUCGGAAUAACAGUGAGACGAUGAGUGUCAAUCUUGGCAAGAGCCCCUUCUUGUUUUCCAAAACACACAAUAAAUUCGUAUUUGAGGGGUGUGGUACUGCAGCUUUGAUAGAUAAUGGAAGUGUGGUCACAGCGUGUUCAACUGCUUGUCACGAUGUUACACUUAGUGAUGGAAACGACUGUUUUGGAAUUGGUUGUUGUCAAACCGCAGUUCCGAAUUCACUCAAAUCGUACAGCAUUCAAGUCACAGGCUUGGAAGAGGAAGAUGGAGGUUGUAGAGGGUCUGCCUUAUUGGUGGAUAAAACUUCAUAUGACCAUGGAAGGUUUUCUAACCCAUUUACCUUCAAGAAUGCCUCGUUUGUCCCCGUUUCGUUUAUGUGGACUCUAACAGACUCGGAUCAGGUAACUUGUUGUGAUAACGAAACCCCGGAAAGAAUCAUACUGGAUAUGUUUAAUGGUACCAGUACUACUGUGGAUUCCUGGAAAUGUUCUCUAUGGACAUGGUCAGCAUACACAAAAGGAAACCCUUAUUUAAUAGAUGGAUGCAUUGAAGGUGAACAUGAUGUAGGGGAUCCUACAGAAGAGUGCAGAAGGUGCCGAGAUCAUGGAGGUAUCUGUGGAACUGACAAUACAUAUGGAGUUGAUGGUUCACUUUUCAGUCAGACCUUCACUUGUCAGCAUUAUAAUAGAAUUUCCCUGGGUGUAAUUCUAGGUGUUAGCAUAAGCAUGGGUGUACUUUUUCUUAUUGCAAUUGGCUAUGUAUUGUACAAAGUGAUCAAGAAAGCUAAAGAAAGAAGGCAAAGGAAAAGUUUUUUUAAACGCAAUGGUGGUUUACUUCUAAAACAACAAGAAGAAGCUGAUCCAUCUUUAGUUGAUAAAACCAUACAUUUCACAUCACGAGAGUUGGUGAAGGCCACUGACAACUUCAAUGAAAACAGGAUUCUUGGUCGAGGAGGUCAAGGUACAGUCUAUAAAGGGAUGUUGGUUGAUGGAAGGAUUGUAGCAGUCAAGAAAUCAAAAGUUGUUGAUGAAAGCCAAUUAGAGCAGUUCAUCAAUGAGGUGGUCAUUCUUUCCCAAAUCAAUCAUAGGAACGUGGUCAAACUAUUAGGAUGUUGCCUAGAGACAGACGUUCCUCUCCUUGUUUCCGAGUUCAUUCCAAAUGGCACCUUGUAUGAUCGGCUUCACCAUGAAACUGAAGACUUCUCAAUUUCUUUAGAUAUGAGAUUACAAAUAGCUACUGAAGUUGCAGGAGCACUCGCUUACUUGCAUUCAGCAACUUCCAUUCCAAUAUAUCAUAGAGACAUAAAAUCCACCAAUAUACUUUUAGAUGACAAAUACAGGGCCAAAGUUUCUGACUUUGGAACUUCAAGAUUCGUUUCAAUCGAUCAAACUCAUUUGACAACCUUAGUCAAAGGUACAUUUGGCUACCUUGAUCCAGAGUAUUUCCAGUCUAGCCAAUUUACUGAAAAGAGUGAUGUUUAUAGUUUUGGAGUGGUUUUAGUUGAACUAUUAACUGGAGAAAGGCCGAUUUCUCUAACUAGACUUGGUGAAAAUAGAAGUUUAGCUACACACUUUAUGUUGGCUAUGGAAGAAGGGUGUGUUAUGUCAACUUUUAAUGCAAUGGUGCUUAAAGAGGGUACUAGGGACGAGCUGAUGGUUUUAGCUAACCUAGCAAUGCGAUGCUUAAAUAUGAAUGGAAAGUAUAGACCAACAAUGAAAGAAGUUGCUAUAGAGUUAGAAACCAUACGAAGGUCGCAUAUUCCCACUACCUUUCAAGCGAAUAUCGGUCCCAUAGUGUGUGGGGAGGAAUUGACGACACCAGCUUAUCCCGAAUUAUCAUCAACAUCAGUGAGUUUCAAUGAAAUUGUUAGUCAAUGAUGUAUAAUGCUAUAAAUUUUAUGGUUUAAUAAACAUAUGUUUUCAUAAAGUUGCAGUACAUGUAUAA
Molecule: messenger RNA, 3187 nt
Organism: Helianthus annuus (common sunflower)
Lineage: Eukaryota; Viridiplantae; Streptophyta; Magnoliopsida; Asterales; Asteraceae
Product: wall-associated receptor kinase-like 1
Exons: 4
Coding region: 145-3120 (991 amino acids)
Biological process (GO): cell surface receptor signaling pathway; protein phosphorylation
Cellular component (GO): plasma membrane
Molecular function (GO): ATP binding; protein serine/threonine kinase activity; polysaccharide binding
Source: RefSeq, a predicted model, not a curated record